Molecule: messenger RNA, 2499 nt
Organism: Parascedosporium putredinis
Lineage: Eukaryota; Fungi; Ascomycota; Sordariomycetes; Microascales; Microascaceae
Source: the annotation of a GenBank genome assembly
AUGGCCGACCAUCGCCAUCAUCUCUCUUCUCUCUGGUGGAACUUUUGGGAAACGCAAGCCAUCCCUGAAAAGGGCGUGCCCUCUAUCAAGACCACCGACGGACCCAAUGGCGUUCGCGGCGUAGACUUCGAGGGCAGCACCCGCGCGGCCUGCUUCCCCGCGGCCUCCAGCAUCGCAGCCACCUUCGACACGGACAUUGCCCGCUCCGUCGGCCGCGCCCUGGCCGAGGAAGCCCGCUCCAAGGGCGCCAGCUGCCUGCUCGCCCCGACCCUCGCCGCGCAAAUGAUCUCGGGCGUGCAGAGCUUGGGCGUCGCCGCCACCAUCAAGCACUUCGUCGCCAACGAGCAGGAGACGGACCGCAUGACGGUCGACGAGGAGAUUAGCGAGCGCGCCUUGCGCGAGCUCUACCUCCGACCCUUCGAGAUCGCCAUCAAGGAAGCCGCGCCGUGGGCCGUCAUGAGCGCGUACAACAAGGUCAACGGCGAGCACUGCGACGGCCACAAGUUCCUCCUCGCCGACGUCCUCCGCGGCCAGUGGGGGUGGAAGGGCCUCGUCAUCAGCGACUGGGGCGGCACCAACUCGGUCGACGACUCCAUCAACCACGGCCUCGAGAUCGAGAUGCCCGGCCCCGCGCGCGUGCGUAAGACCGAUGCCGUGCUCGAGGCCGUGCGUGAGGGCCGCGUGACAGAGGCCGCGAUUGACGAGCGCGUGCGCAAUAUCCUCGUAUUUCUCGAGAGGCUUCGCGCCUUUGAGGGCGCUACCCCGACGACGGAGCGCGCCAUUGAUAGGCCCGAGCACCGUAAGCUUAUUCGCGACGCCGGUGCCCGCGGCAUCGUCUUGCUCAAGAACGAGGGCGACAUCCUCCCGCUUUCGCCUGCCAAGGUCCAGGGUAAGAAGAUUGCCCUCAUCGGCUUGGCCAAGGACGCCCUCGCCCACGGCGGCGGCUCGGCGGGCGUCAACGCCCACUACAAGGUCGCGCCCUAUGACGCGCUGCGCACCGCGUUGGGCGACGCCGUGGAGCUCACCUACGCCAAGGGUUUCCACAGGGAGCGCCUCCUCCCCGCCAUCUCCAAAGACGACGCCAGCGUCGGCACCGUCGUUGGCCUCGACGGCCAAACGGGCUUCUCUCUCUCCUUCUUCGAGCCCUCCGACCUCUCGACGCCCGUAUCCACGCAGCACGGCCUCGAAAAGUCGGCCUACUCGCCCCUCGGCUCCCAGGAAUCCAUUUGGAAGGUGCUCGAGAUCGUCGGCGACUUCACCCCUCCGAAUCCGGCAGCCACAUCAUCGCCGCCUCGGCAGGGCAACUACUCGGACCCCAUGGGUGUCCUGUUCAACGCCCAGACCGAGGAGGAGUUCCGCUAUGAUUUCGACGCGGGCAAGACCUACCGCAUCCGCAUUCAGAGCCACCCGCCCUCCAACGUUGGCCUCAAGAUUCUUGAGGGCCGCACCGGCAUGCGCAUGGGCUUCGGCCUCGCCUCCGUGUACGACGCGGACCUCCUCGGCGAGGCCACGCGCGUCGCUCAGGAUGCUGACUACGCCAUCGUCUUCACCGGGCACGACCCCCAGUGGGAGACCGAGGGCCGUGACCAAGAGUCCUUCAACCUGCCCCGCAGCGGCAGCCAGGACGCCCUCGUAUCCGCCGUCGCGGGGGUCAACAAGAACACAAUCGUCGUCAACUCGACCGGCGUCGCCGUUGCCAUGCCUUGGCUUGACCAGAUCUCCGCCCUCACGCAAACCUGGUUCCCCGGCCAAGAGUGCGGCAACUCCAUCGCCGACGUUCUUACUGGCGCCGUCAACCCCGAGGGUCACCUUCCCGCCUCCUUCCCCAAGCGCGUCGAGGAUGCCCCCGCGCACGGCAACUUCCCCGGAGAGUACGUGGACGGCAAGCUCAAGGUCAAGUAUGCCGAGGGCGUCUUCGUAGGGUACCGCCACUACGACCGCCUCCCCAAGGAGAAGCUCAACUUUGCCUUUGGCCACGGUCUCUCCUACACUUCGUUCGACUUGGGCAACCUCACGGUGGCCAAGUCAUCGGACGAUGUCUACACGGUCACCCUCAAUGUCACGAAUACCGGAAACCUCGAGGGCGGUACCGUCGCUCAGGUUUAUGGUGGCAAGGUGGAGCAAAGAGAGGACCAUCCCGUCAAGGCUCUGGUCGCCUUCCGCAAGGUCAGGUUGCAGCCGGGCGAGAAGACGACGGUAGAGCUGACUUUUGCCACCCGAGACCUCGGAUACUACGACGAGGCUGCCGGCCAAUGGGUCGUCGAUGCCGGCAAGUACAAGGUAUCACUGGCCAAGUCGGCGGCCGAAGUGGUCCAGGAGGUGGAGAUUGAUCUCGAGAAACUUCUGUAUGCCUCGGCCCUAGAUAUCAUCUAUGUCCACCAGUCCGACUUCAGCUCGGAAUUCGGAAGAGAUCGCCAUCACGAAGUUCUCCAUAUCGCCACGCUGAAUCUUGUGGAUGUCGUUCCUAUCGGCGAUAUCACACACACACCGAGACGAUAA